Molecule: messenger RNA, 3156 nt
Organism: Botrytis cinerea B05.10
Lineage: Eukaryota; Fungi; Ascomycota; Leotiomycetes; Helotiales; Sclerotiniaceae
Exons: 1
Coding region: 533-1447 (304 amino acids)
Source: RefSeq, a predicted model, not a curated record
GACACUCAGUGGACAGAAAUUUAUACUCAUCGCGCCUACAAUAACCGUGGACGAAGAGUUGAACAAUCUGAGGAGAACGAAUAUGACACUUUCAAGAAUUGGAUGUUAAGCCGGUGCUUGAAAGAGCACCGGCUACUCAAUUACAACUUCAGUCCCGUGGUGUCCUAACAUUCCAUAUCUCAUUGGCAUACUCAUGUUUUGAGAGUAUUUCCGACCUGCCUCAUAAUCUAUCCGAAUUCACUCGACGCAAAGUCUUGAUAGAAGGAUUCUUCUUGUGUGUAAUUGAAGUUUUAAAUAUUAUUCCAUUAUUCAUCAUUUGAGAUACCGCGCGAUUCACCUUUUUCUAUCUGUGAUUUUGAAUCAGUAUCUCUUUCCCAGCACGCGAUUCUAUCCACUUGGUUCCGUCACUCAUCUCAAACUCAACAAACCUAACACCCAAAACUCUACAGUAUAUCGACGAGAACCACAACUUCACAAUUUGGCUAUCCGACGUACCUACUUACUCACUCCUACUUGAUCAAUAAUAAUAGAUAUGGCGCCGUCUAUGAGACAUCAUACAUUAACCCUACGGAAUCGUCGGGCAAUAGCCAGCGUACCCGUAUCUGGUUCCACAACCCCAAACUCAUCCACCUACCCCUCAGCAUAUCCAUCUGAUGCUGAAGAUAUCACUCUCGCCACUCGCAAACUUAAACAACCAUUCCCAUUUCUCUCUCUGCCCUCCGAACUACGAACCAAAAUUUAUGCCCUUAUAUUCGCCCCUUUCCCUUCGAUUAUCGACCUCGACCCUACAACAUUUUCCAUCAUUCAUCGUCAGAAACUCCUCUCUCUAUUCUCUGUCUGCAAACAAAUUUACAAUGAAUCAUCGCACCACUUCUUCUCAACCUAUACCUUCCGCAUCUUCCCUGUCCACCCAGGCCGCUAUUUCAAGACGAAGAAGCCAUUGCUCGCGCGUCUGCCAGCCCAAUAUCGCAACUCUAUCAGUACACUAGAACUUCGUCUAGGUCCAGGUUGGAACAGUCCUCCAAGAGGUUGGAUUGUAUCGCCUCUACUUGGACUUUCUGAUUGCACAUCCGUUCGUGUUCUUAAAAUAUUUGUGGAAUGCGACCCUUCCGACGUUAUAUUCAAAGGUUUCAGAGCAGGUGAUGGAUUCUAUGAAGGCUUUUGCCAGGAACUAUUAGAAGGAAUAUUCAGAGAGGUAAAGGGAAUUCAAACUGUUGAAUUCGAUGCUUUUCCUGGUGUGCAGAGGAGUGGAGAUAUGAUGAAUAGAUUACGAGAUGUAGUAGAAAGACAUGAGAAAGUUGUGGGAUGGGGCCCGGAGAGGGGUUGGGGAGUAGAGAAACCCGGAGAGGGUAAGGAAAGAGUUUGGCUAGACGCUGUGCUUGUUCAUGGAGUUGGAAGAGCGAGGGUUAUUCCGGCGGGAGUGGAUGCUAUUGUGGCCUCGGCUUGAGUUAUAACACACCGUCUGAUAGAACGGGUAUCGCAACAUGAGCGAAAUGAAGACAGCGAUGAGCGAGCGAUGACAUUAUAUGUGAUUGGUCUUCAAUGGAAAUGGCAUGGAAUAAAUCAUAAACAUUGCCGAGUGAAUCAGGACAUGGGAUUUAAGAAUAGCACGCAGGCAUGUAACUCCUCUUCAUUUUAUAUAUACAUUUACCCAGUGCCAUUUUGUUCAAGAAUUUCUUUCCUACCAUGACAGAUUCUUCUUUUCUCUGUACCGGAAUCUCCGGCCACUAACGGCAAUCACUUUGCCUUCACGUCAACUACUAACCCAUUUCAAUACAACCAACAAACUAGUCGAAACUGUGUUCAAAUUGUUGCAUAUCUCGAUUUUCUUAUGUCAAAUACCUCAUAUCAUUGACACAUGAAUACAUAAUACUGCUUAUGCUUUUAUCACUCAAUGAUGCGAAUGAUACUAGGCCAUUCCCCUCAUCUCUAUUACUACGAAAAUUAGUGUCCUAGUGGCAUACAUAGAGACAUCCUGUGGCUUUAAGCUAUGACGACUUUGAUAUUUCGAGAUUGGGGCGAAAUUGUUCUUUUGAGCUAGGCAUUGCGCUGAUAUCUUUCCUCUUGCUCGAAGACAUUGAAACUCCAGCCAAUUGUUGGAUAUUAUUACAAUGCUAGAGUAUCAAAUAUUAUUCGCAUCGUUGAUGAGUAGCUUUCCUCGAAUUAUUUUCUAUAUCGUAAUGUGUGCGAUAGUGCUGGUUUCGGAUACUUCAGAAUCGGUGGAUUUUAGUUGGGUGGUGGCAAGAAGUGAUAAUUUCACAACUGCCGGAUGGGUUAGUACGGAAAUAGUUCUAGUGAGUGAAGAUGGUUUACACAUAUUAGAAGGACUUACGUUCUGUUUCUUGCGGCACUGAUAUAUGAGAAUGGUGGAAAGGAAAGUGUCGAGAAUGUCACUCACUAUGUUUAAAGCGAGAGGCAUGGAUAUGCGUCUAUAUUCCUGAGAUAAGCUCACUGGUAAUUAGUUGUUGGUUUCUGUAUUUUCGGCGAGUUCACUAGAUGGUGACUAGUUCUAGUCAAGUGAUUGUUUAGAAAGUCAUCAUUCUAGAAUCACACUUCUUCCUUCAUACAGUUGCGGCAUUUUCUAUCUUUCCAUUUGAAGGUCUCGAAUCUGUUCCAUACAUACGUAGUCUUCGCUUGCAAAAUUCCUGGCUGUUUAAACAGACUUUCAGGUUGAUAAUCGAGUUAAUACAUAAAAGAGAGUCAUUAUCUUCGUUGUUUGUCGAGGUAGUAAUAUUGGUUUUCUGUUCCUGUCGUGUAAAUUUCGUAAGGUAGAUGUGACGGCCAUGUCUUCACUGUUGCUCGUGGUUAUGUAUUGAGUGGAGAUAUCCCAUGGCGCUUUGAGUUCUGAAAGAGGAAUAUCGAUGAUGAAGGUCUUUGAUAGCUCACUCGAGAGCUUUAACUAUGACCAUUUUGAUAGGGGAAAUGAGCUAUGUUGUGAGAUUUUAGAUUGUGUUUAACCAGCGCGGAAAAUGGGUAUUAUUUUGCUGGAUUUGGUCGGGGGUUUCACGUUACUUGGGCGAAAGAAUGUGGCGUGAUUGAAGAGGAUGAUUAGGUAGGCGAAUAGUAAAAGUAGUGAUGAGAAUAAGAUGAAGGUGACCAGGCCAUAUUAGCUUGAAAUCAAAAUCAUCAAGUAGAUCGUAGGAAUCAAAUUCGGCA